Molecule: messenger RNA, 795 nt
Organism: Bolinopsis microptera
Lineage: Eukaryota; Metazoa; Ctenophora; Tentaculata; Lobata; Bolinopsidae
Product: transmembrane protein 87A-like
Source: RefSeq, a predicted model, not a curated record
UCUUUACACUUUGCUUCUCGGAGGAAGAAAGCAGCAGUCUCUCUUAUGGCAUUGUGGCGCAUGGAAACGUAUCCACCUAGUUUGCAGUCAAGGGCGUGGUAGAUACUGUUUACAUUUCCACGGGCACAUUUAGAGGGCACUCCUUGGAUCUUCCUUACUAUACAGCCCAAUUAUUUACUGCCGUGUUUUUGUUGGGUUGACCGUUUUGUGGAAAUCUACCGGAUCAGGAUGACUCAAGCCAUUCGUGUCCUACUAAAGCUUCAUCAAAAACAAGAGGGCAUGAAAAUGAGAAAGAUAAAGAAGAACGGCUCGACGAAGAAAGAAGGAAACAUUGACGGAGAUCUAAAAUGGGCGGAGGAAAAUAUCCCAUCAACUCUUGGAGACACUGUGUUCGAGAAACUUAUGGACUCGGAUGAAGAGGUCGAACACAGAAAAUACGAAAUGUCCAAAAUGCAGUGAAACAUAUUACCAUACCAACUGGUUACCACAGCAACUGGUUACCACAGCAACUGGUUACCAUAACAACUGGUUACCAUACCAACUGGUUACCAUACCAACUGGUUACCACAGCAACUGGUUACCACAGCAAUUGGUUACCAUAACAACUUGUUACCAUACCAACUGGAUACCAUACCAACUGGUUACCGCAGAAACUGCUUUAGGAUUGCUUUAGGACUCAUUUUUCCGAUUAAAUUUUAUUGUAUGGAAGCAGUUUAAUUUAUUUUCGUAGAUUUCACUCACAAUUUUAAGUCUGUAAAACUAAAACCCAUGAAACACUGGAGUAUUUGGAGAAUU